Molecule: messenger RNA, 990 nt
Organism: Babesia microti strain RI
Lineage: Eukaryota; Apicomplexa; Aconoidasida; Piroplasmida; Babesiidae
Product: CWF19-like protein 1
Exons: 6
Coding region: 1-990 (329 amino acids)
Biological process (GO): mRNA splicing, via spliceosome
Cellular component (GO): post-mRNA release spliceosomal complex
Molecular function (GO): RNA lariat debranching enzyme activator activity; RNA binding
Source: RefSeq, a predicted model, not a curated record
AUGGCUUGUGUUAGGAUUUGGGAUUUAUCACCCAAAGUAGACGAAGAGUCUCUGAAUCGAGUGAUGUCAUAUUUUGGUACUGUGGUAGAUUGCCGUGUGAUAAGGGCGAAUAACGAAAAAAUUCAGGCAAAUGCUUAUGUAACUUUUGAAAUGGAAGAAUCAGCAAAAAAAGCAGCUAGUGCCGAUAGAAAGCUUGAGUGUGGAGGUUGUCCGCUAAGGAUUGAACUUCAUGAGGGAUUGAUGUUUGGAAAAAUCGCAUCUACGCCACAACCGGGCUGCUGGUUUUGUUUAGCCAAUGAUUCGUGCGAAAUACAUAUGAUUUCAUAUGUAUUUAAUUAUUGCUAUUUAGCUAUUGCAAAAGGAGCCCUCAACAAAUUCCACUGUAUUAUAACUUCAAUAGACCAUUUUCCAAAUUUAUUACUAAGUCCACCUGCCAUAAGGGAGGAUAUAAAGUAUGCAGUCAAUAUUGCAAUUAAUAUUAUCAUUAAUAGGGGACAAGGGGCUAUUGCAUUUGAGAGAUACAUGCCUAUGAAUUCCGAAAAUGCCAAUCAUUUACAAGUACAAGUGGCAGCUGUACCAAUUGAUACUGCCCAUUUUGGCAAUAUGUUUGUCAAAAAAUUUAAACAUAUAAGAUCAGAACCUUUUUGCUACACUAAAUUUCUAGAAGAAAUCCCUGAAAAAAUUUAUGACAAAGAACAAUCAUACUUUUUACUUCACCAAGUUGGUAGACGAAUUGGAUCAAGCAAAAUAUCAGAAAGUUGUUAUUUAUGGAUCAUAGAUAAGGAUAAACGAAUUCCACUCCAAAUUGGCCGUAAAAUUAUCGUAGAUUUGAUGGAUCAAACGGAAAUAGAGUUAAUAAAGCCCCUAGAAUCACAACAGGAUGUAAGGUCUGCCGCCGUUAAUUGGCGUAAUUGCCAAGUAUCCAGGGAAGAGGAGGAGAGGUCGGCUAAAAACUUGAUGGAAUUGAUUAAAAAUGAGUUACUCACUUGA